GCGGCGGCCGCUGUCGGGGCCCUGGGGCCGGCCCGGGCCGGCGGGGCCCGGAAGGCGCCGCGCUCCCUCCCGGCUGCUGAGUGGCGGCGGCGCGUCACGUGUGCGCGGCCGGGCCGGGCCGGGCCGGGCCGGGAGGCGGCAGACGGCACAGCCCGGGGCGCGGCGCGACAUGUCCCACCAGACCGGUAUCCAAGCUAGUGGAAGUGUUAAAGACACCUUUGUUGGAGCCAGAAAUGGACAAUACAGGCUUCUAAAAAUAGUCAUUGACAAUGAGCAGCUUGUUGUGGGAUCCUCUAGGCGGCCGGUUGGAUCAUGGGAAAAGGAUUAUGAUUCCUUUGUCCUUCCCCUUCUUGAAGACAAACAGCCAUGUUAUAUAUUAUACAGAUUAGAUUCUCAGAAUGCUCAAGGAUAUGAAUGGAUCUUCAUUGCAUGGUCACCUGAUCACUCUCCUGUUCGUCAAAAAAUGUUGUAUGCAGCAACACGUGCAACACUUAAGAAAGAAUUUGGAGGUGGUCAUAUUAAGGAUGAAGUAUUUGGAACGGUACAGGAUGAUGUUUCACUGAAUGGAUAUAAAAAAUAUUUGAUAUCACAGGCUUCCCCUGCACCUCUGACUGCAGCAGAAGAGGAACUUCGGCAAAUUAAGAUUAAUGAGGUACAAACGGAUGUUGGUAUAGAUACCAAGCAUCAAACACUGCAAGGAGUAGCAUUCCCCAUUGCUAAAGAAGCUAUUCAAGCUUUGGAGAAAUUGAAAAAUAAGAAACUCAAUUAUGUGCAACUGCAAAUUGAUAUGAAAAAUGAAACUAUUAUUUUGGCCAACACACUUCACACUGAACUGAAGGACUUGCCAAAAAGAAUUCCAAAGGAUGCUGCGCGUUACCACUUUUUCCUGUAUAAGCAUACCCAUGAAGGAGACUAUUUGGAAUCCAUAGUGUUCAUCUACUCUAUGCCAGGCUAUACCUGUAGUAUACGAGAACGAAUGCUCUACUCCAGUUGCAAAAGUCCACUGUUAGAAAUUGUAGAAACACAGUUGUGGAUGCAGAUAAUCAGGAAAAUUGAAAUAGAUAAUGGUGAUGAGUUAACUGCUGACUUUCUUUAUGAGGAGGUUCAUCCAAAACAACAUGCUCACAAACAAAGUUUUGCUAAACCAAAAGGUCCUGCGGGGAAGAGGGGAAUACGAAGACUGAUUAGAGGUCCAGCAGAGACUGAAACACCUAGUGAUUAGAAACUGUUGUUUGCAUUUAAGUAUUACAUUAAGAAGCGAAAUUCUGGCUUUUGGCAAUGAACUGAAAUCAUUCCAUUCAUAGAUGUUAGGGAAAAAAAGGCUCUUCUUACUCUUCUCUCUUCUGACCUCAACACUUUUUAUAUUGUUACAUGAUUAUAUUUGUUGACCAUGUUUUAUGACAUGUGGAAGAGCUAAUAGUUUUAAAGCUAGAAGAGAAAAACUAAGCUAGUAGCCGUUUAUUUUCAAUUAGAAUCCAUUAUUUAAUAUCUGUACAUUUGGUCAUAAACUUUGCAGAUGUAAGACUAUUAAGCCCAUGUAUUCUGUGGUUACAUUGCAACUGAAUGCCUAGAUAACAAACCUGUAUUCUUAUGAGUAACCUAUUGAAAUCCGUAAGACUUUCCAUGUGAGAAGAGCUGAAGGGCUAUAUAGAAUUGUCCCAGAUAACUUUAUUUUUCCUUGUAGCUCUUAUGGACAAUAGUACAAUGGGUGGCUUUCUUCUGGUUUUGACAUGAUGCAUUGUUGGGUUUUGUUGUUGUUUUGUUUGGGGUUUUUUUGGUAAUAGAAAAUAUAAACUAAAAUCCGGUAUCAAGCAUUUAAUAUAAGUGUUGAGGAAUAGUUGGAUAUUCUCCCACACAAAAGCAUGGUCACUUAAAAUGUAUAACUAAUUUCUCGGAAUUGUCUUUAAAAGAAAUCUGACAUAAAACCACUACAGCUUUUCCAGACUUCUAUACCACUUGUAAGCCUUACAUAUUAAGUACUGAAUGGCCAAGUAAAAGGUAAUUAAAAGUGCAUGAGUUAGUAUACUCAGUAGAUUAUGGAGCUGCUUUCAAAGCAAUAUACUUAAGGUUUCUAAUAAAUAAUUGAUUAUCUGUGCACUUGGAUCUAAAACUGUGUAAAUUCAGGAAAAAAUGAAUCAGACUUCAUAAUGGUGGGUUAUUUUUGAGACCCUAGUGUGUUUGCAGUAUCAACUGCAAUUUUAACUUUCAAGGUGUUCCAAAAAUGACUUUUCCUAAAUGUUUGAACUUGAAUAGUAACUUAAAUCUGUAACAAAAUCCAAGUAGGUAUUGAAUAACUGCUGACAGCAUCUGGUUAGGAUUUUGUCUUUUUUAUUUUCUCCUCUGAAAUACUAAAAUCAGCCAGAAAAGCGUAGACUUGAUUGAACUAUGAAUAACGUGUUUAAUAGGAAAAGGAAGAAUAGAUUAUUUUAAUAAGUAGAUUAAAGAAGAAUUAGAUGUGGAAAUCAAGUAUUGGAUGACCUUAAAUAUUUAAAAUUGUGUAAUGAUGCCAAUACUAGUGGAUAGAUUAUAUUCCCCAGUGGGGACUUACUUUUUACUGUCUUGUAUGUGAGCUUUGUGGGUUUUGAAUUAUUUUUUGUUAAAUCUACAUGGGAGUUGCAAGUCUUGGUUCACUGCAUAUUAUCAUAGGUGCUGGGUGUACACAUUAUAUAGCUGAAUCAUGUGUUUACCUGGUGGGUUUUAACCUAGUUUUGAGGGAAAUAAUGCUUUGACACUACUAGUUCCUGAUAAAAUUUAUUUUAUUUUGUUUGGAGAUACUAGCUCAUUCAUUGCACUACAGAAUGUGAAGAUUGCAGUAGUCGUUGGUUUGGCUGUGUUUUUAUAUAUGCAGUAGAAAUUUGACACCUCAGCUGUUUUCAUUUAAUCUCACACACUACAUCAAUCCAAUUCAAUAGUUCUUGAUCCUCCGCUAAUCUCCUGCUUGCCCUUAGCUACCAGGUUCUCUUUCUGCCUCUUGCCUUCUCCCUCUUGGGCAAGGAGCUGGUCCUUGAACUGUUUUUUCUAUGUACUACCUGUCAGGUAAAUAUCAUUGUUUUUUAAGCAUGGUUAAUAUGUGUGCAGCUCAUUGUACACUGUGAUUAAGUGUAUUUUUAGUUGAGCUCUGAAUCUUUUCAGCACACCUAAUUCCCUUUUUUAUUUUAAGGGAAAUCUUUCAGUGUAGCAGUUAAAAGUGACUGCUAGAGGGGUUUUUGUUUGGAUUUAGUAUCCAUGCCCACAUGUCAUCCCUACCAAGACUCCAUAUACAUUCUUCCACUUAUUUGAGCCAGUAAAGAAGUUGAGCUUUUCAAUACCAGAUGUUUUAAAUAAUGAACAUUUGACCUGAUAUGGUUAUGUGCAUGUUGUGUUUUGUUUUUUUUCUUCCUAAUCCUGCCCUAAGUAGAUGAGGAUGGGAGGUAGAGAGCUUAAUCUGGAGGUUGGUGAGAGCUGGUUAAGUGAUUAUGCGAGGGUGUUUAUAAUGAGCUGCUUUAGAGUUUGGCCCAAACCAGACACUGUAAAUUAUCUCACUUGCAAAUAUUCUACAUGGGUGUGCAAACCCCUGACCAGCCACUAGAGCCAUGUCCUGAGCAUCUUUCCCCCUCACCUUUCCCCUAAAAGAGAAUUUCAUGAAGUCUUGCACUGCCGCCUGCCUCUCUAGGCCUCUUGUAGCUCUUCUCCUGACAAAGCAAUAAGAAGCAUCUGAACUUUUUGUGAGAUCUAUCACGUUUAUAUCUGCAUAGUUGCCUCACAUGACACUACUACUGUUACUGCACGUUCAGAGCCAGCACAAAACGAGGGCAUUAAUGACAGUUACUCCUUUUCUGUCUCUGGUCAUUUCAUAAUUGAAAAAGUGUCCAUUCAAAUUGUUGUUUGCCUUCAUAAAGCCCAAAAGCAAUGCAGCUGCUUACAGUUAACUCACAAGCUAUUAAUUAGUUAAUUAACACCACAGGUAGUUGUUUUUGAAAUGUUUGUUUCAAGGUAGGGAGAAUUUGAUCUUUUAAAACAGUCCUAUCAGAGGCUUUUAAAACUAAUCAAGGUAAUAAUUGCUCUAUUACUUGGAUAAACAGAUCAAUAAAGGAAAUUCUUGAUUUAUAGUGUCUAUGUAUUCAAUGAAAACCACCUUCAGAUGCUAAAAUUAACAAAGUUUACCUUAUCUAUUUUGUAAUUUACUUUAUAAAUAAAGACUGAUGCUGUAA
This is a messenger RNA of Columba livia (rock pigeon), 4190 nucleotides long. RefSeq names its product twinfilin actin binding protein 1 (gene TWF1). The record is from RefSeq and is a predicted model, not a curated record. Gene Ontology annotation, molecular function: actin monomer binding; actin filament binding. The transcript is spliced from 9 exons. Gene Ontology annotation, cellular component: myofibril; actin filament; cytoplasm. Gene Ontology annotation, biological process: positive regulation of neuron projection development; actin filament depolymerization; barbed-end actin filament capping. NCBI's taxonomy places the organism in Eukaryota, Metazoa, Chordata, Aves, Columbiformes, Columbidae. Bases 170 to 1222 code for a protein of 350 amino acids.